AUCGGCUGGGGCUCUGUCUCCAGGCGGCUGCUGAACAUGGUGGCUGUUUCUUGCCCUCGCCGGAUCGCCAGGCGAUCUCGCUCUGCUAUUGUGGCGGCUCUCACCGUGCUGCUCGUUCAGACCCUCAUCGUGUGGAAUUUUAGCAGCCUGGAUUCAGGGGACGAGCAGAGGGGAGGAGGAGGUGGUGCUGGUGGAGGUAGCAGCAGCAGCCGGGAGAAGAGGGACAGGGGCAGCAAUAUGGACAGAGAUGAUCCCAGGCUAGGACCUCAGCAGCCACACAGGGGACCAGCUUCUUUGCCAAGCCAGGUUACGGAUGGAUAUUUCUCACACCGACCUAAAGAGAAAAUGCGAACAGACAGCAAUAAUGAAAACUCGGUCCCCAAAGACUUUGAAAAUAUUGAUAACAGUAACUUUGCCCCUAGGACUCAAAGGCGUAAGCACCAAACAGAAAUGGUAAAAAAGCCUUAUAGCAAGCAGAAAGAACACUUAACCAAUAAGUUGGCACUCGAUGAAAAAGUCAAGGAGAAUUCUCUGCUGGGCAAAAAUUCCAAUGAGGUAUUACCUUACAAGCAGAGUCCUUCUAAAAAUCUCAGCAAUGGAACAGUCAAGGAUGGUUACAAAACCACAAAGUAUUACUACACCAAGAAAAAUGGGAACAGCUCCCCAGAAAAGUAUGAACUGCCCCCGAAAUGUGAAAUUUCAGGCAAGGAGGCACUAUCUGCCCUUUCUCGGGCAAAGUCUAAACCAUGUCGACAGGAAAUAGCUGAGGUCUAUUGUCGUCAUAAACAGGGAAAACUGAUGCCAGAGAAAGUAACAAGACUCUGUCCUUUGGAAGGAAAGGCGAACAAUAAUGUACAAUGGGACGAAGACUUGGAGUACAUGGCCGCCAAUCCAGUAAGAAUUGCCUUUGUUUUGGUUGUCCAUGGAAGAGCGUCACGACAGCUCCAGCGAAUGUUCAAGGCAAUUUAUCACAAGGACCAUUUUUACUUCAUUCAUUGUGACAAGCGGUCAAAUUAUUUGUACAGACAAGUGAACCAGUUUGCAAAUCAGUAUCCCAAUGUCCGUGUCACUUCAUGGAGAAUGUCAACCAUUUGGGGUGGAGCAAGUCUUCUUUCGACUUACCUGCAAAGUAUGAGGGAUCUUCUGGAGAUGUCAGACUGGUCAUGGGACUUUUUCAUCAAUCUCAGUGCUGCAGAUUAUCCAGUCAGGACAAAUGACCAGCUGGUCGCAUUCCUCUCCAGGUAUCGGGACAUGAACUUUCUAAAGUCACACGGAAGAGAUAAUGCAAGAUUUAUCAGAAAACAAGGUCUGGACAGACUAUUUCUGGAAUGUGACACGCAUAUGUGGCGUCUUGGGGACAGGAAGAUUCCUGAAGGCAUUACAGUGGAUGGUGGCUCCGACUGGUUCCUUCUCAACAGGAAAUUUGUGGAGUAUGUGACUUAUUCCAAUGACGAUCUGGUUACAAAGAUGAAAAGAUUCUAUUCAUACACUCUGCUUCCAGCUGAGUCCUUCUUUCACACCGUACUGGAGAACAGUCCCUAUUGUGAUACAAUGGUUGAUAAUAAUCUACGAAUAACAAACUGGAAUAGAAAACUGGGCUGCAAAUGCCAGUAUAAACACAUAGUUGACUGGUGUGGGUGCUCGCCAAAUGACUUCAAACCCUCAGAUUUUCACAGGUUCCAGCAAACUGCAAGGCCAACAUUUUUUGCCCGUAAAUUUGAAGCCUCAGUGAACCAAGAAAUUAUUGGGCAAUUGGACUAUUAUUUGUAUGGAAACUACCCAUCAGGAACACCAGGUCUCAGAUCAUACUGGGAGAAUGUGUACGACGAACCGGAUGGAAUUUACAGCAUUAGUGACGUUGUGCUUACUAUGUUCCAUUCAUUUUCCCGUUUGGGUCUAAAAAGAGCCGAGGCUUCAUUGCAUACCGAUGGAGAAAACAGUUGUAGGUACUUUCCCAUGGGCCACCCAGUAUCAGUCCAUCUUUAUUUCCUCGCUGAUCGGUUUCAGGGCUUUCUCAUUAAACAUCAUGCCACUAAUCUUGCUGUCAAUAAGCUGGAGACAUUGGAGACUUGGAUAAUGCCAAAGAAAGUUUUUAAGAUUGCUAAUCCCACAAGUGAUUUUGGAAGGCUGCAGUUUUCCGAGGUUGGCACCGAGUGGGAUGCCAAAGAAAGAAUAUUUCGUAAUUUUGGUGGUGUUAUGGGGCCCAUGGAUGAGCCAAUUGCUAUGCAGAAGUGGGGAAAAGGACCCAAUAUAACAGUCACCGUGGUGUGGAUUGACCCCAUUCAUGUCAUCGCAGCUACUUAUGAUAUUCUCAUUGAAUCCACUGCAGAAUAUACUCACUAUAAACCUCCUCUAAACCUUCCUCUGAGACCUGGGAUCUGGACUAUUCGAAUUCUUCACCAUUGGGUCCCUGUAGCAGAAACCAAAUUUUUGAUUACCCCACUUACUUACUCCAAUCGGCAGCCAAUCAAGCAUGAGGAGCUGAGCAAGUUUCAUGGUGGGCCUCCGAAAAAUGCAUACAUGGAACAGAGCUUCCAAGGUCUAAAUCCUGUUUUAAACAUACCCAUAAAUACUGCUCAAGUAGAGGAAGCAAAGAAGAAUGCAGCCCUUUUAGGGCCAAAGCUGGAAAACUGGGUGGACAGCUUGGUUGAUAACUUGUGGUCAGCAGUAGACAUCUGUGCCACCGGACCAUCCUCCUGUCCAGUAAUGCAAGCCUGCGCCCAGACAGCAUGGAGUUCAUUAAGUCCUGACCCUAAAUCAGAACUUGGCCUUGUGAAACAUGAUGGACGGUUGAGGUAGCAUCUAGUACACCCUUUAAUGGAGCAGGAUAUAAAAGGGAAAUUAAUCAUUUGUCAUACCAAUCCAAAUUAAGGUUUCCUAGAUAAUGAAUGGAUUUUUGCUUAAAUGGUAAAAGAAUAAGGUCCUUCAACCCUCUGGCAAUGAAUGGGGUUGCUUCAGAAGAGCUACCCAGUUGCCUCUGGUGGCUACAGUUUUCAGACUUGCAGUGGUAAUUCUUUAUCUAUAAAUGGCACCUCCUUAACAGUAUUGACUGACCAAGGGCUUUAAUGUUCAAAAGAUUCCAACUAUUUUUCACAUAAACAAUAAGAAGCCCCUGUAUUGUUUGCACAAAUGUCUUCUAUUUUUCUACUUUUGUGUAGUUUAGCAUUUGUUUAAAUAUUAUAGCACAUUCAUCAGUCAUUUUUUUUUUUUAAAUAAAAUAAUUUCGUUAUAAGAAAUUAUAUUUAAAUGUGGCCUUUAAGUAAUCCCAGUUUUGCCAAAGUAAUCUCGGAGGUGUUGCCCAAAUUUCUGGUAUCUAGGGGUUAAGGAAUGAAGAUAUCUAUAAUUUAGCUAAUACAUGUUUGCCAUCAUAAGUGCAUUGUAGUUAAAACAUCAUUAAGCAGGUACUUAAGCAGUGCGAUAACUCUCUAAGUGCCUAAGGUGUGAGCAAACUAUUUUAAAAUAGCAUAUUGCUCUGUUCUGCCCCAUGAACUAUUAAUAGCACUUACUGCCCCUUCCAGGGUAUAUAAACUAGGUGUAAAAUACAACUGUCGUAUGUCCAUUUAAAGAGCUAACAAAAAGGUAUGUGUUAUUUAUAUUUUCUAUAUUUGUAUAAUUUUUUAGAUUUGAUCAAAUGCCAUAUGCAAAGACAUUUGAUACAAGUCUAUAAUAAUUUCAUGACAUUCCAAUGAUGCUUUGAAUGCACAAUUCACAGCUAGACACCUAUUGCAUUUCUUAGACUAAACAUCACACACACAAACACGCGCAUGCAUAAACAUUUU
Molecule: messenger RNA, 3779 nt
Organism: Pelobates fuscus (common spadefoot toad)
Lineage: Eukaryota; Metazoa; Chordata; Amphibia; Anura; Pelobatidae
Gene: XYLT1
Product: xylosyltransferase 1
Exons: 11
Coding region: 37-2799 (920 amino acids)
Biological process (GO): heparan sulfate proteoglycan biosynthetic process; chondroitin sulfate proteoglycan biosynthetic process
Cellular component (GO): membrane
Molecular function (GO): protein xylosyltransferase activity
Source: RefSeq, a predicted model, not a curated record